This is a messenger RNA of Girardinichthys multiradiatus, 1119 nucleotides long. Its product is annotated as gastrin/cholecystokinin-like peptide. Gene Ontology annotation, cellular component: extracellular region; axon. Gene Ontology annotation, biological process: digestion. The transcript is spliced from 4 exons. The record is from RefSeq and is a predicted model, not a curated record. Gene Ontology annotation, molecular function: neuropeptide hormone activity. NCBI's taxonomy places the organism in Eukaryota, Metazoa, Chordata, Actinopteri, Cyprinodontiformes, Goodeidae. Bases 721 to 1035 code for a protein of 104 amino acids.
UAAAAUCUGAAGGCUCUUUAAACAGAGACAAACCCAAUGUUUCUGUUUCAGGAGAAACAUGUGAGUGGAAAAAAACAGAUGUGAGAGGGACGCCUGACUGGCCAAACCCAUUAAUGAUGAGGGGACGGGAAAAGAGCAACAACAACAACAACAACAAACAGUGGGGCGGGUUAGCUUUGUAACUACAUAACAAAGACAUGAAGUACGAGAACAACCUGCAGGUUCAUAGAGAGCGAAAACAAGCACAAACAAAAUUUACUGAUUUGCAGAGGGGGAAAACAUCUAGACCAGUUUUUCAGUAUCACCGUGGGAUAGAUGACAGGAUGCAAUUCCAGGCUCGGCUCACGUCUGAGUUUACAGUCCUGUGUUCCUCCUGCUUUACGAGGAUGUAAAUCACACUGACUCACGGAGGAACUGGACCACUUGAGAAAAAAAAUCUAUACCCAGUGUAAACAGCAUUAAUGCCUUCUAACCUAAGGUGGAGUCACUUGAAGGCUGGCAACUCAUCAUCUGGGAGGUAUAGACAGCCGCAGCUUACCUCCAGCUGAUCGUUGAGAGACUCGUCUUCAUCCUGUCAAAGCUGUUGUAAAGAUAACGACACACUUUCCCACUGAGAAAGGAGUAAAACAUCUGAAUCUCACAAAUACAUACAUUUACUAAAAUCUGCAGCACAGGAAGCACUCUUUCUCAGCGCGAACAUCUCAUCCCAUCCUCACAGACAUGUCUGGGAAAGUAAUCUUUGUCUUUGCACUGCUGGUGACGCUGCUCGUCUCUGACUCAACGUCCUCACCUGAGAGCUCUGCAGUUGGGGAGGCAAAGGGAGCAAACGUCCUGCAGCGGUUUCUGGCCAAGAGAGAGAAAGUGAGAGGGGCAGUGGCUCGGGCGGAGAGACGGGCGCACCUGUCUGAGGACGAGAGGGAGAUAAUGACCAAACAGAUUAUGCAAGCCAUCACAGAGGUGAUGAACUCUGAGUGCAUGUCGGAUCGGGACUACCAGGGCUGGGUGGAUUUCGGACGCAGGGAUGCAGCAGACUGAGGAAGGACAGCCGGAGAGUGUUUCUGUUCAGACUGUACAGAAAAGUUGAAGUUUGACUAUAAAUAAAUUACUUUGCAGAAUCAC